AGAGAGGCCCGAGGCUGGGGCGCGCUGCGCACGCUGAGACCGGUGCGGGGCCGAGCGGGCCCAGGAGCUCCAGGAAACUUUCCAGCGGUAGGGAGGAGCGGACGCCCGCCCCGGCGCGGCCCCGGGCGAUGCGCGUCUCUGCUCUGCGGCGUCUGCGGCGCGGAGCCCGAUCCCGGGAGGACCGAGGCGCCGGACAGUAGUCCACUCUGCCGGCCACGCCAUGAAUGGGAUGGCCAACGUGAAUUCAGCCAGCCGCCCUCACUACCCCUCCUCCAUCCCUGUGCCCAGAGCCUCUUCCCAGACCAGGAUUCACACUCCGGGUGCAUCUCCUCAGCUGCGGCCGCACCAGGCUGGCUUGACCCUUAGCCCCCAGCGAGCGGCCUCCCCGAGGCUGGGCAAGGCUUCGGGCUCUUCCAGAAACUCCUCGCCCAAGGCCUCCCUUGGGAGAGGCUCCCCAAGGCCUGCUGGGGCAGCAAGGGAGUUGGCUGAAGGUGGUGAAGGCCUCCCCAGGUCCCCCUGGAGCAGUCCCAGAGUAACCCCAAGGGCGGCCCCCUCCACCCGGGCCGGUUCCGGAAGAGUCGGGGCUACACAAGGCAUCCAGGGAAAGAAAAAGAAGGCCCAGGAAGGGAUUCCAGUGCGCCAGACCCGUGGCAGGAGCCCACCCCGGACAAGUGCUCAUGGAGAAACUCCAAUACCAGGGGCUCCUGAAGGGCGAAAGCCUCCUAGUGGCCCAGGAAAAGAUCAAAGAGAUCUAAACUACCCAUGUUCUUCGGAGCCUGACAGUGGAGCAGCUUCAGGGGCCCUGUCUCCGGCUUACAGCCCAGCGCAGAGCCAGCGCCCCCCUCCCACCCCAGGGACCAUUAGCUUCUCCUCGGUCCAUCAGCAGAGCCAACCCAUCACAGCCACCGUGGCCCCCUUCCAGUACAGGUUGCAGACAGACCAGGAUCCUGGCUCCCACCCUCAGGGCAGCUGGGCCCUUGAUGGCUACUCCAGCCCCCCAAGCAGGAUGGAGAGCAGCCUCUCCGGUGUGGACGCGCGGAUCGUCCAUGCGCUCCUGGCGGGCAGAAUGCUGGGCAGCAGCGUCAAGAGCGCGCAGCCCGAGGUGGAGCUGAGCGGCGGUGGCGGCGACGAGGGCGCGGACGAGCCGCGGGGAGCCGGCAAGAAGGCGGCGGCGGCGGACGGCCGAGGCAUGCUGCCCAAGCGCGCCAAGGCGCCCGUCGGCGGCGGUGGCGGCAUGGCCAAGGCCAGCGCGGCCGAGCUGAAGGUCUUCAAGUCCGGCAGCGUGGACAGCCGUGUCCCCGGCGGGCCGCCCGCCUCCAACCUGCGCAAACAGAAGUCGCUCACGAACCUCUCCUUCCUCACGGACUCCGAGAAAAAGCUGCAGCUCUAUGAGCCCGAGUGGAGCGAUGAUAUGGCCAAGGCCCCCAAGGGUUUGGCCAAAAUGGGGUCCAAGGGCCGCGAGGCCCCGCUGAUGACCAAGACGCUGUCCAAGUCUGAGCACUCGCUCUUCCAGGCCAAGGGCAGCCCGGCGGGCGGCGCCAAGACCCCUCUGGCCCCUCUAGCGCCCAGCCUGGGAAAACCCAGCCGGAUCCCGCGCGGACCCUACGCCGAGGUCAAACCUCUCAGCAAGGCGCCGGAGGCGGCGGUGAGCGACGACGGCAAAUCGGACGACGAGCUGCUCUCCAGCAAGGCCAAGGCCCAGAAGGGCUCCGGGCCGGUGCCCCCCGCCAAGGGCCCAGAGGAACGCGCCUUCCUCAAGGUGGACCCGGAGCUCGUGGUGACCGUGCUGGGCGACCUGGAGCAGCUGCUCUUCAGCCAGAUGCUGGACCCAGAGUCCCAGAGAAAGAGGACAGUGCAGAAUGUCCUGGACCUUCGACAGAACCUGGAAGAGACCAUGUCCAGCCUGCGAGGCUCCCAGGUGACUCACAGCUCCCUGGAGAUGACCUGCUAUGACAGUGACGACGCCAACCCUCGCAGCGUGUCCAGCCUCUCCAACCGCUCGUCCCCCCUCUCUUGGCGCUAUGGCCAGUCCAGCCCGCGGCUGCAGGCCGGUGAUGCACCCUCGGUGGGCGGGAGCUGCCGUUCCGAGGGGCCGCCCGCCUGGUACAUGCACGGGGAGCGCACCCACUACUCCCACACCAUGCCCAUGCGCAGCCCCAGCAAGCUCAGCCACAUCUCCCGCCUGGAACUGGUCGAGUCCCUGGACUCGGAUGAGGUGGACCUCAAGUCCGGCUACAUGAGCGACAGUGACCUCAUGGGCAAAACCAUGACGGAAGAUGAUGACAUCACUACCGGCUGGGAUGAAAGCAGUUCUAUCAGCAGCGGGCUCAGUGAUGCCUCGGACAACCUCAGCUCGGAAGAGUUCAAUGCCAGCUCCUCACUCAACUCCCUCCCGACUACACCCACUGCUUCUCGCAGGAACUCUACAAUAGUGCUACGCACAGACUCAGAGAAGCGCUCCCUGGCAGAAAGUGGGCUGAGCUGGUUUAGUGAAUCAGAGGAGAAGGCCCCCAAAAAACUGGAGUACGACAGUGGUAGCCUGAAGAUGGAGCCUGGGACUUCAAAGUGGCGGAGGGAGCGGCCAGAGAGCUGUGAUGACUCAUCCAAGGUUGGGGAACUGAAAAAGCCCAUCAGCCUGGGGCACCCUGGUUCCCUGAAGAAGGGCAAGACCCCCCCGGUGGCUGUCACUUCCCCUAUCACUCACACAGCCCAGAGCGCCCUCAAAGUCGCAGGUAAACCUGAAGGCAAAGCAACAGACAAGGGCAAGCUUGCGGUGAAGAAUACGGGGCUACAGCGCUCCUCUUCCGAUGCUGGCCGGGAUCGUCUGAGUGAUGCUAAAAAGCCCCCCUCGGGCAUUGCUCGCCCCUCCACUUCGGGAUCCUUUGGCUACAAGAAGCCUCCUCCUGCCACAGGCACAGCCACCGUCAUGCAGACUGGUGGCUCAGCCACUCUCAGCAAGAUCCAGAAGUCCUCAGGCAUCCCUGUAAAGCCCGUAAAUGGACGCAAGACUAGCUUAGAUGUGUCCAACAGUGCAGAACCUGGAUUCCUGGCUCCUGGAGCCCGGUCCAACAUCCAGUACCGCAGCCUGCCCCGGCCAGCCAAGUCCAGUUCUAUGAGUGUGACUGGUGGGCGGGGUGGACCUCGCCCUGUGAGCAGCAGCAUUGACCCCAGUCUCCUCAGCACCAAGCAAGCAAGCCUUACACCCUCCAGACUGAAGGAGCCUUCCAAGGUUGCCAGUGGGCGGACCACACCGGCCCCUGUCAAUCAGACAGACAGGGAAAAGGAAAAGGCCAAAGCCAAGGCAGUGGCCUUGGACUCAGACAACAUCUCCUUGAAGAGCAUUGGGUCCCCGGAAAGUACUCCCAAGAACCAAGCAAGCCACCCCCCAGCCACCAAGCUAGCAGAGCUGCCGCCAACCCCUCUCAGGGCUACAGCUAAGAGCUUUGUCAAGCCGCCCUCACUAGCCAAUCUAGACAAGGUCAACUCCAACAGCCUGGAUCUACCAUCGUCCAGUGACACCCACACUGCAAAGGUCCCAGAUCUGCAUGCCACAAGCUCAGCAACUGGGGGCCCUCUCCCUACUUGCUUCACCCCCAGUCCGGCACCCAUCCUCAAUAUUAACUCAGCCAGCUUCUCCCAGGGCCUGGAGCUAAUGAGCGGUUUCAGUGUCCCAAAGGAAACCCGAAUGUACCCCAAACUCUCAGGCCUGCACAGGAGCAUGGAGUCCCUACAGAUGACAAUUAGCCUGCCCAGUACCUUUCCCAGCACUUCUCCCAUCCCUACCCCACCUGCUGCUCCUGCUGUGCCCCCAGAGGAAGAAACAGAAGAGCUGAGCUGGAGCGGAAGCCCCAGGGCUGGACAGUUGGACAGUAAUCAGCGGGAUCGGAACACCCUUCCCAAGAAGGGGCUCAGGUACCAGCUUCAGUCCCAGGAGGAGACCAAGGAGAGACGGCACUCCCACACCAUCGGCGGGCUGCCCGAAUCCGACGACCAGGCAGAGCUGCCUUCCCCCCCUGCCCUCUCCGUGUCCCUGAGUGCAAAGGGCCAGCUUACCAACAUAGUGAGUCCCACUGCGGCCACCACGCCAAGAAUCACUCGCUCCAACAGCAUCCCCACCCACGAGGCGGCCUUCGAGCUGUACAGCGGCUCCCAAAUGGGGAGCACCCUGUCCCUGGCCGAGAGACCCAAGGGAAUGAUUCGGUCAGGAUCCUUCCGAGACCCCACGGACGAUGUUCAUGGCUCCGUGCUGUCCCUGGCCUCCAGUGCCUCCUCCACGUACUCCUCAGCUGAGGAGAGGAUGCAAUCUGAGUUUGUCUUUCUCUUCCUUCCACAGCAAAUCCGGAAGCUUCGUAGGGAACUGGAAUCGUCCCAGGAAAAAGUGGCCACGCUGACAUCUCAGCUUUCUGCCAAUGCUAAUCUAGUGGCUGCUUUUGAGCAGAGCCUGGUGAACAUGACAUCUCGCCUGCGACACCUGGCUGAGACUGCCGAGGAGAAGGACACUGAGCUGCUGGAUUUGCGGGAAACCAUAGACUUUCUGAAGAAAAAGAACUCGGAGGCUCAGGCAGUCAUUCAGGGAGCCCUGAAUGCCUCAGAAACCACACCCAAAGAACUCCGGAUCAAGAGACAGAACUCCUCAGAUAGCAUCUCAAGCCUCAACAGUAUCACCAGCCAUUCCAGCAUCGGCAGCAGCAAGGACACUGAUGCCAAAAAGAAGAAGAAGAAGAGUUGGGUCUAUGAGCUUCGAAGUUCCUUCAACAAAGCCUUCAGUAUAAAAAAGGGACCCAAGUCAGCUUCCUCAUACUCUGAUAUUGAAGAGAUCGCCACACCUGACUCCUCAGCCCCCUCCUCCCCUAAACUGCAGCAUGGCUCCACAGAGACUGCCUCGCCCUCUAUCAAGUCCUCCAACUCGUCCUCUGUGGGCACUGACGUCCCCGAGGCGCCUGCUCACUCCGCACCCGCCACGAGGCUCUUCCACACCAGUGCGGAGGAAGAGGAGCCCGAGAAGAAGGAAGUAUCGGAGCUGCGCUCUGAGCUGUGGGAGAAAGAGAUGAAGCUCACAGACAUCCGCCUGGAGGCCCUCAACUCUGCCCACCAACUGGACCAGCUUCGGGAGACCAUGCACAACAUGCAGCUGGAGGUGGACCUGCUGAAAGCAGAGAAUGACCGACUGAAGGUUGCCCCUGGCCCUUCCUCAGGCUCCACUCCAGGGCAGGUCCCUGGAUCCUCUGCUCUGUCAUCCCCUCGCCGCUCCCUCGGCCUUGCACUUACUCAUUCCUUCAGCCCGAGCCUCACAGACACAGACCUAUCACCCAUGGAUGGCAUCAGCACCUGUGGUCCAAAGGAGGAAGUGUCCCUUCGGGUGGUGGUACGGAUGCCCCCUCAGCACAUCAUCAAAGGGGACUUGAAGCAGCAGGAAUUUUUCCUGGGAUGUAGCAAGGUCAGUGGAAAAGUUGACUGGAAGAUGCUGGAUGAAGCUGUUUUCCAAGUGUUUGAGGACUACAUUUCCAAAAUGGACCCAGCCUCCACCCUUGGUCUAAGCACUGAGUCCAUUCAUGGCUACAGCCUCAGCCACGUGAAACGAGUGUUGGACGCUGAGCCCCCAGAGAUGCCUCCUUGUCGUCGAGGUGUCAAUAACAUAUCAGUCUCCCUCAAAGGUCUGAAAGAGAAAUGCGUGGACAGCCUGGUGUUCGAGACGCUGAUCCCCAAGCCCAUGAUGCAGCACUACAUCAGUCUCCUGCUCAAGCACCGUCGUCUUGUGCUCUCGGGGCCCAGCGGUACAGGCAAGACCUACCUGACCAAUCGACUGGCCGAAUACUUGGUGGAGCGCUCCGGCCGCGAGGUCACCGAGGGCAUUGUCAGCACCUUCAACAUGCACCAGCAGUCUUGCAAGGAUCUACAACUGUACCUCUCCAACCUGGCCAACCAGAUAGACCGGGAAACAGGGAUUGGGGAUGUGCCUUUGGUGAUUUUAUUGGAUGAUCUGAGUGAAGCAGGCUCCAUCAGUGAGCUGGUCAAUGGGGCCCUCACUUGCAAGUACCACAAAUGUCCUUAUAUUAUAGGUACCACCAAUCAGCCAGUAAAAAUGACACCCAACCAUGGCUUGCACUUGAGCUUCAGGAUGCUGACCUUCUCCAACAACGUAGAACCAGCCAAUGGCUUCUUGGUGCGAUACCUGCGGAGGAAGUUGGUAGAAUCUGACAGUGACAUCAAUGCCAACAAGGAAGAGCUGCUUCGGGUGCUGGACUGGGUGCCCAAGCUGUGGUAUCACCUGCACACCUUCCUUGAGAAGCACAGCACCUCAGACUUCCUCAUCGGCCCGUGCUUCUUUCUGUCCUGUCCGAUUGGCAUCGAGGACUUCCGGACCUGGUUCAUCGACCUGUGGAACAACUCCAUCAUUCCCUACCUACAGGAAGGAGCCAAGGAUGGGAUCAAGGUCCAUGGACAGAAAGCUGCUUGGGAGGACCCAGUGGAGUGGGUCCGGGACACUCUUCCCUGGCCAUCAGCCCAGCAGGACCAAUCGAAGCUGUACCACCUGCCCCCACCCACCGUGGGUCCUCACAGCAUGGCCUCACCUCCGGAGGAUAGGACAGUCAAGGACAGCACCCCGAGUUCUCUGGACUCAGACCCACUGAUGGCCAUGCUGCUUAAACUUCAGGAGGCUGCCAACUACAUUGAGUCUCCAGAUCGAGAGACCAUCCUGGACCCCAACCUCCAGGCAACGCUCUGAGGGUCCAAGAGUCACUGUCACCCCGGACCGCAGGAAGCUGGCAUCAGCUUCGUUAGCUCCUCCUCUCCCCUCUUCUCUCAAAGCACUGGCUCUCUAGCCCUGGGAGGAGAACAGGAGGGAGGAGGAAGACAGGAAGAGGGGCAGGUUCUUGGUGCUGCACUUUUGAGAACUUCCUCGUAGGGAUUUGGUGGGGUGGCGUUUGGGAACUUGUGUCACCUAAACACAUUUACUGGCCUCCUCUCAUGACUUUGGGGAAAAGAUGAUUCUGGGUCUUUUCCUUGUUUUCUUGUUUCAAUUACAAACUCCUGGGCUUUCUGAGGAAGGGUUCAGAAGACAUCAAAAGGCUGCAGCAGUUCCUAGCUGAUUCUCAUGAGCAACUUUGAGACAGUCCCAGGUGGGGGAGUCAGAAGGCAGGACGCUUUGCUGGCUGACUUUCUCGCAGACCCUUCCCAAGUCUGUCACCACUGCCAACAACUCUUCCCCCAGAGAUCUGGCUGGAGCCCAGAAAAAAAGCAUGUGGUUUAAAAAAUGCAUAAGUCAACCUGUAUAUGGUAACGGGCAAUGGCAAAGAUGAAGCUGGAGAGGGACCCAGUUGCCAAGGCAGAAAGAGAAUCCCCAGCUCUUGCCUUCUGGAUGAUGUAGGGGAUGUUGGCAGGACGGCUGCCAGUCUGAGAAGUCACCAAACCACAAAAGUAGCAUCACAGCCUUCAGAGGGAGACCACUAGCUGUCUUUCCACCUUCUAAUUCAACAUGCAUGAGAGCCAAUAAACCCUACUUUUUUAUUUUUUAUUUUUUAAUUUGUUCUACUUUUUCUGCCAUUUGCCUAUUUAUUUUUCUCUCCCUCUCCCCCAUUUCCUCACAUGUCCAUGAGAUACUUGAGUUGUUUCUCCAGGGGCUGGUCUGGCUUUUCCAAGUGGGCCUUCUACGGAGAAUUUGAUGCCAUCUAAUUGGUACCAGCUAGACACCUGCCGUGCCACUCUCUUUGGCAUCCUUGGGGCUUAUAUGAGACAUGAAGUACCAGCUCACCAGUAAUGGGAGAAGAGGCACUCAGUUCUCUUCACUUUCCUUUUGGAAAAACACAUGUUCUGCCUGAGAGCUCAGUUACCAAGCUCUGGCAUAAUAGAUCUGUUCUGAGCUUCAUUGUGGACUGGAGGAAAACCUGGAGAUUGGAAAUGCUCCUCUGUGUCAUAGCCCGUUUGCCAACUUACUGCACUAUUUGGACGGUAGCCACUUUGUCUGACUGAAUCAAAAUUCCCUGAAUCAGCCCUUAACUAUGUAUUUGUUUUUGAUAGGUGGAUAUUCACUUAUAAGAAACUGACCAUACACAUGAGAUACUCUAAAUCUGAAUAUAAAGUUCAAGGAGUUUGAUUUGGUGGUGAAUAUCUGCCUUCCAAAGAGAUCCUACUUCUUACAAAAGUUGCCCUUUUCCUACAACCCUGGAAGUCUGGCAGUCCAUGUUCCUUCUUUGGACAAGUACUUACUGAAAACUUGUGUACCAGUCACUAGAUGAAAAACAAAGACAAACCUUGAGCCCUGAGGUUCAUGGUCGGUAGGAAUGUUACCAUCCACUGGGUGCACACCCCCUGUGUUAUCUGGACCUUGAGGAUCAUCUAAGAAAUGGAGCUGAAACUCAAAGAGUCAGCUAAAAAGUAGCCUUUGAUUAGAUGUCCAGUACACUGGGUGCGGAAGAUCUGGGAUCAAUUAAGAUCUGGAGGACCAUGGGAUCUUGCUUGUCUAGAGUGGGCAAGUCUAUUCCUAGCAUUUCUGACAGUCCUAUGGGACCAGAUUCCAGGCCAGCUGCCCAAAAGACUGAAUUUCAGGGUACUUGUGGAUCAGGGAUAUGUGAUGAGCCUGGAGUUGAGUGUUUGCUCUUCAGAUUCCUAAGUAGCGCAAGACAUCAGAAUCUAUAGGCAUACUAACUUGGAUCACUGUUCCACCAACCUAGGAGUAGACAUAUCCAAAUCUUACAUCAGAAUAUUUUUAUUUAGGUCAACAAGAUGCUCUGCACCCCCCAGAAAAGCUCUGUAAUGUCACCAGAUGGCACCCAGGGAUGACAGGGUCCUCUGUGCUGGAUACUGUACUCGCUCUUGCUGCUAAUCCCAUGAGCUGUGAAGAUCCCCAACAACUCAGCUGUAAAAUAUGCAAUCUGUGGUGGGAAGAGGCUGUUUGUCCAUGGAUGGUGCUGAAAUCACUGCCUUAAGGUCUCUGCUAUGCAGAAUGAGGAGGCCCCAGGGCUGGGUGUUCCAACUUGAAAGGCAGGGAAGACCAGACCGGCCUACUUUGGGCUUAGACCUCUUCUAAACCCCAUCCUAAGCUCCAGACCCAUGGCAAGGCUCAGACUUUUAAUGCCACCCUAACCUGAUGGUUGAGCCCCUAACUCUGUUUUCUGGUGCUGCCCAGCCAGUGCCUUCUGACAUGGAUGUUACUGGCUACUUGAGAAAAAGGAAGAGGGAGAACCCCUCCUUCCGUUCCAACUGCCUCAAAUCACAGAAGAUUCUUGUGUUUCUGGUAACCAUGGAUACCAUCAUGAAUCUUUUUGGAUCCUCAGCAGGUUGUUUCUGGAGGCCUCUCAUGCUAUGACUUUUCAUUUCUGUUCCUGGGAUUCACCACCGUCUACUCUCGGUUCAUUGCUGCAUUUAGCCCAGGUCUCUAACUGCUUUCCUCCAGAAAGUGUGUUCCCAUCUGGUAAAGUGGUAGUGAAGCCUCAGCUUUUCCUCUGGAGCCUGAGACCCUGUUUACAGUUGCACAUCUGGGCCUCUCGUGGUGGGGACCGAUGGUCUCACAAAGGAAUCAUGGUUAUGUGGCAACUGCCGAAGGUUGAGCCUCCUCAUGGUGCUAUAACCCCUUGGGGCGUUCAUCCAGACUUCUCUGAAGCAUAAAAACCAAGCUGCCCCCUCGCUGCCCUAGAAUUAAUGGCAAGGAACAAAUCCACAGCAUUCUUUCCUGCCUACACACCUACUUCUUGGUUGAGACUUCUGGGACCCCGAAGAAGAUAAAAACCGGGUCCGCUAGCUACAAUCUCAACCCCUAAGCACCUUUGGAAGAAUCCAGCCUAAUUCUGGAAUUUGUGCUAUUCUGUUCCUCUCCAGCCCCCCGACUUCAUCCCUCAGCAAAGUUGGCUAGUACAGAACAUGGCUCGAUGCUCGCCAUCAACCUGAAGAGAGCCACAUCUCUGGGAGAGGUUCCUCUGCAGAGACCCCCUCACUUCUUGUGAAGAAAACCAAUAAGAUGUGUCCAAUGUAUUUGUUUCUCAGUCCCUGCCUAGGUACUAAAAAUAAAAUACUAGGUAAUUGGAGGCCAACAUGGGACCUGAUGUCUGUGUGUGUGUGUGUGUGUGUGUGACACAAGAGCACUUUUCUGUUGCUGUUUCCUAUCUUCUGAGGCUUCAUAGAGUAUUUUUUAAAAAUCCAUGCUUUGUGGCAACUCUACGGUGCUUAUUUCUGUCUUUGUGUAAAUCUUAAUACCAGUGUCCUUCAUCUAGUCUAACCAUUGGGAAGGUAGAGGCUCGCAGGGAAAAACUAGCUACAAGUCCAUGAUGACGCCCUAUCUAGUGAUGUUCUUAUUGGUUGGGAUACUAUAUUUUGGUCUUGAAUGACCAACCUUCUAUCCAUAUUCCUUAAGAACUUAGGACAAAGUGAUUUUUUUUUCAUUUCUUUCAUUCUGGAUUUCCUGCCUUGCAAGAGUCAUAAUGGACCAAUCUCACCACGAGCUUACCUCUAGCUCCCUGAGGCAAGAGUCACAAUAUUCAGAGGCACACCACCUUCCACUGGUCUGAGAAGUAACUAUUUCCUGUGGUAUUCCAAAAGAGUAAGAAGCGAGCAGUAGUGGCCUGCCGUUCCUCACCAACACCUCACAUUACCUGGAAUAUGGCACACAUGUACAGCAACCUGGCACAUUGGUGAACUUGGCCUGAUUGAAUGGGACCCAGUCCUGCAAACCAGGAUCAAAGAGACACUUAUAUGAGGCCUAAAGAUUCUUUCUUACAAGCUGUAUGGGAGAAGUCCUAACCACACACUGAACACAGGGUUCAGAUACUGAAGCGCCCCAGACCAUCAAAUGCAGCUCAUCACACUUUACCUUUUCUUUCCUUAAUGCUUGGCAUUAGCUAAACCGAAGUUACUAAGUAGACUGUAUAAACCAGUGCCCCCUGAUAGCAUGAAAAACUGCUUUUGCAGAGGGUUUACUAAUGGAAAUGGAUAUACUAGUGGAAUGCUAGUACACUCUUAUGAUGACCAUAAGAACUACUCACAAGUUCUGGUUCAUAGCCCCACUGAAAAGACCAAAAGUAUUAAAAUGGUUUUAGGGGCACUAUGUUCCCAUAAGGCCAAAGAAGAUACUGCCCUUUAUAAUUGAAUCAAUGUUAUAUAUUAAAUGAAUCCUCAGUAAGCCUGCUCAGGGAUAUAUGGAGCCUCCAACUUACUCUGCCCACUGCAAAAGGCGUAUGUGUGUCUGCUCCUCCUAGACCCUGAAGCAAGUACUGUGACUGUAGAUCCCAGGGAAGCUGGACUGAAGUGGAAAGUGCUAGAGCCUUGAAGUAAGAGAACCAAUUGGAAUUCGGAAGCUACAGUUGAAACUGCCCAAGACAGUUAAAAGUUAAGUUUAUUUAUACUGGCUCUAUCCAUCUUGAUGUUUGGGCCAUUUUUCUUAGUGAUUACACCAUGGAGAAUUUUCUGCGGCAAGGGUGAUCAUGAAAAGUGGUUUCUCAAUUUGACCAUUCGCUCCUAAAAGCAGUGGAGAUCAGAGGAUCAUUCCAGACCAGCAUCAUCUGUGAACUUGUUAGAAAUUAAGUUCUGAGGCCCCACCCAGAUCUAUUGAGUCAGAAACUCUAGGGCUAGGGCCCAGCAAUCCAUGUUUUUAACAACACCCCCCGCCAACACACAGUGGAUCUGAUGCAUGCUAAUGUUUGAGAUUCAACCAUUGUAAAGGCAAAGCUACUCAGAGGGGCUUCAGGAACAAAAAUAAGAAGGUCUCAGGUUAUAAAUCAUAUGCUAAUAUUACUUUUAAAGUCACUUUUCUCCUACUUAUGUUUCUGGUUUUGCUUAUUUUAAAUUAUCAAAGGAAACAAUAUGUGUACUUUGGGGCAGAAGUUAGGAGAGUACAUGCAUCUUCACUACCUGAAUGCAGUCUUCAGAGAAAAAUUUCUUAUCCCUGAAAUUUCUAUCUGGCAAACUAAGGAGCUUCAGCAGAGGGAAGCAUUUUCUCUGGACUGCUCUUCUUGUGUCUACUGAAUCUCUGAUUAUGAAAUAGGGUGGACAGUAAAAAAAAUGAAAACAUCUAAAUUAUAGUUCCGUGCUAAAAUGUUCUCCCAGUAAAAUAACCUCUCCCUUCCUUGAGGUGUAAAGUACACUGCUAGGUCUGAGAACCACCCAGAACCUUCUCCAAGGCAGCUAACAACAUUAGGGCUCCAGUCUCCCAGGAAGCCCUGGGUCCAUGCUCUGCUCAGUGCACAAGAGACAGUUCCACUCUGAAGACAUGGAAGUGGGCACCUAAGUCCUUAGGCUCACCUCUUCCUUUCCUCACAUUAGGACCUGGGUACAGAACUACUCAGCAAAGGUGACAGAAUAAAAUCCUUUAAAAAAGAAAUCUGAAAGGAGCUUCAUAUCUUUCCAAACUCACAGACCAGCUGAUGGGGCCAUGGGGAGGAGGAGGCUAUUCAAAACUGGUUUUGUUUCUCAUGGGUUGGUUUUCCCUGUGAGAGAGCUUUUGGGCAGAGCACAGAGAAACACAGUGAUACUAAUUCUCCUGAGCGGAGGCACUAAGCACUGGGAGGACUGACGCCUGAGGAGGACGAGAGUAAACAAUUGCACUAAAAUCACCCUUUCAUUCCCGGGAGACCCAUGAUGGGUCCUCUGGCAUCUCCUGCCGGGUCAUCUUGCUUCUGCGCCAUUUUUCUGAGAAGGAAGAUCAAUAAGAUAAGGAACAAGCCCACAAAUCUCAGCCAGUCUCUGGGCUACUACUGUGCAGUACCCACCAGCCAUUUCCUAAUUUAUUUUUAAGUAAUUCUUUAAUGACUUCUAGUCCCUGCUAGCAUCCUUUCCUUCCUCCUCCCCAUCCUGCUUUAGGCAGCACUGUUUAUGUGAUGGAGCCUAUUUCUCAAAUGCAUGACAUUCCUCAGGUGGAGGGUGGGCAGGAAUUUUCACAUCACUUUAAUUUAUUGGGUGCAAAACCCCAAAACAGGAUAUGUGUGUGUCUGUGUGUUUAUGUUUUGUUUUUUUUUUCCUCAUUUGACCCUCACCUCUUCUAACCUACCCCCUUUUAUAUCAAAUUGUAGAAAAAGCAAAGCUGAAUCUGGAAAGCAAACCGUUGUAUAUAGUUGCGGUAACAAUCAUGAAGAGAUCUGGGUUGUCCCCUCAGUAAUUCAUUUUAAAUAACAAAUUGGUUGAAAAUUAAAUUCAUGCCUGGGCCAGCUGAAGAGGCCCUCCUCCGUCAUCACAGAGGCCCUCUGGGCCCUCUGUCCAUCAGGCAUGUCUUCCCAGCUAGAGUCAUCUGUUCGAUGCCAUUUGCGUUUCAAUAAAGUUAUCUCCUGUAUUGUCA
Molecule: messenger RNA, 13261 nt
Organism: Heterocephalus glaber (naked mole-rat)
Lineage: Eukaryota; Metazoa; Chordata; Mammalia; Rodentia; Bathyergidae
Source: RefSeq, a predicted model, not a curated record